CCAGUGCCGAUACCCCCGAGAUAAGACUGGAGCUGCUCUCCCUCCCGUCUCUGAGGAUGAAGACCCUCUUCGCCUUUCUGCUCCUGGUGGUCUCCGUCACCCUGGAUGUCGAGGGUCUCAAUGCAACCUCUGCGGUCCAGUCCGAUGGCCAGUCGUUUGAUAUACCCACUCUUUGCUGCUAUGCUUUCAUGACACAUCAUAUCCCGCUGAGCCUGUUGAAAUCUUUUGAAUACACCAGCAGCGGUUGCAGCCAGCCGGGCGUCGUAUUCAUCACAAAAAGAGGCAUAAAGACCUGUGCCAACCCGUUAGAACAAUGGGUCCAGGAUUACAUCCAUGCCCUCUCCCCGCCUUGAAUGGCCUCCGUGUAAGCAGAGAGCAUGUCUCCCCCAUCGACAGAGGCCCAUAACCAGUUUUGACCAAAGGAGAAACCAUUAUUAAA
Messenger RNA from Protobothrops mucrosquamatus (brown spotted pit viper), 439 nucleotides. Its product is annotated as C-C motif chemokine 3-like. Lineage: Eukaryota; Metazoa; Chordata; Lepidosauria; Squamata; Viperidae. Gene Ontology annotation, biological process: positive regulation of GTPase activity; chemokine-mediated signaling pathway; positive regulation of ERK1 and ERK2 cascade. The record is from RefSeq and is a predicted model, not a curated record. Gene Ontology annotation, molecular function: chemokine activity; CCR chemokine receptor binding. The coding region runs from base 57 to 353 and encodes 98 amino acids. Gene Ontology annotation, cellular component: extracellular region. The transcript has 4 exons.